This is a messenger RNA of Pseudoliparis swirei, 2441 nucleotides long. RefSeq names its product tumor necrosis factor ligand superfamily member 10-like. Lineage: Eukaryota; Metazoa; Chordata; Actinopteri; Perciformes; Liparidae. Bases 275 to 1261 code for a protein of 328 amino acids. Gene Ontology annotation, molecular function: tumor necrosis factor receptor binding. Gene Ontology annotation, cellular component: membrane. Gene Ontology annotation, biological process: immune response. The transcript is spliced from 7 exons. The record is from RefSeq and is a predicted model, not a curated record.
UUUUUUUUACACUUCCAGGUCGCCUCUCUCCUCUGCUGCCUGCUUCCUCGCCUCCUCCACGCCUCUCUCUCUCUCUCCUCGUCUCCUCCCCCCUCCUCGCUCCCCAUGGAAAGCCCCAUCGUCGGCAGCAGCAGCAGCGGUCGCGUGGAGAUCUAAUUGUGCUCCACGUUGUUGUUGUUUUCUGUGGAUCUUUUUGUUUUGCUUCCCCCCUCCUCCCCCCCGCCCUCCCCCCUGGCUUCUUGUUGGUGGUCUGCCUCAUGCGUCCGGGAAUGCUAUGGCCGCUCCGAGCGCACAGCAGCAGCAGCAGCAGCAGCAGGACUACUUCAGGUCGGUGAGCAGCGAGUCCACCACCUACAUGAUGGUCCCGGCCGGCGGGCCGAGCGGGACGCGGCGCCGCGACGCGCCCUCCAGGGUGUGGGUGGCCAUGGUGGUGAUCGUGGUGGUGGUGCUGCAGAUCGCGUCCACCACGGGGCUCUUCCUCUACCUGAACAUGUCCAUAUCGCAGGUGCGCAGCCAGGGCGUCACAGAGGAGCUGAAGUGCCUGAGCCUCCUGAACGCGCUGGACAAGGAGCAGCACAUCCCGGAGCAGCUGGCCCAGCUCUUCGGGGAGCCGUGCAUCAAACUGGCCGAGGGCAUCAAGGCCUACAUCUCCAAGGUGACAGAAAACAUCAUCUCCAAACAGACAUUCAUAGAGGCCAGGACGAUGCCGCGCUCCUUCAACAACUCUGGGUCAAAGUUCACGACCUCGGUGGCCCAGAGGCCGUCGGCCCACCUGACCCUCAGGGACACCAGCUCUCAAGGGUUACCGCCCUACCCAAUCCCCACGGUGGGCCUCCACCAGUCCUGUCGUCACGUGGUCCGCACGUGGGCCAAUCAGAGCUUCGGAGCUCACCUGCACAACAUGAGCCUGUCCAAUGGGAGGCUGCGAGUGCCUCAGGACGGCCGGUACUACCUGUACUCACAGGUGUAUUUCCGGUACCCGUCCCCCGCGGCCAGCGAUGGAGACCAGCGCAGCGCGAGCCACCAGCUGGUGCAGUGCGUCUACAAGAAGACCUCCUACCCGAGCCCCAUACAGCUCCUGAAGGGGGUGGGCACCAAGUGCUGGGCCCCGGACGCCGAGUACGCCCUGCACUCCGUCUACCAGGGGGGGCUCUUCGAGCUGCGGGCCGGAGACGAGAUCUUCGUGUCCGUGUCGUCCCCGACGAUGGUCAACGCCGACGACUCCUCCAGCUACUUCGGCGCCUUCCGGCUCGACCUCUGAGAGGACGGCGGCGGGGGGGGGGGCAGAGGGGAUCUGGGAUCCCUUUACAGUUUGCUCGGACGGAUACUGUGAAGGAUGGAGGGGUUCCCUUGGGGGGGCGGCGGCUUCGUGGAUUUGACUUCCUUAAAAUGCAAAGAUGCAGAAAGAUGCACAAGGAUGCACGUGCAACAGAUGUGAGGAUGCUAUAUUCUUUUUACUUCCUUAAAAGAACGAUGCACAUGGAUUCAUAUGGAAGCACCAAGAUGCACGAAGAUUCACCGAGAUGCAGAAAGAUGCACGUGCAAUCAGAGGAGAUGUGAGGAGAUGAGAUUUUAAAAAACUUCCUUAAAAGAAAGAUGCGCCCGGAUGCAGAAAGAUGCGCCCGGAUGCAGAAAGAUGCACCAGGAUGCAGAAAGAUGCGCCCGGAUGCAGAAAGAUGCACCAGGAUGCAGAAAGAUGCGCCAGGAUGCAGAAAGAUGCGCCCGGAUGCAGAAAGAUGCACCAGGAUGCAGAAAGAUGCGCCCGGAUGCAGAAAGAUGCACCAGGAUGCAGAAAGAUGCGCCCGGAUGCAGAAAGAUGCGCCCGGAUGCAGAAAGAUGUGCCCGGAUGCAGAAAGAUGCACCCGGAUGCAGAAAGAUGCGCCAGGAUGCAGGAAGAUGCACCCGGAUGCAGAAAGAUGCGCCCGGAUGCAGAAAGAUGCACCAAGAUGCAGAAAGAUUCACGUGCAAUCAGCAGCGUGAGGAUACUCUAUCUAGCUCGCUCCUCCAGCAUCACCCAUGGGUGUCAUCUCGGCUCACGUCUCUAUCGUCUUCGUUGCCCCGCCCCCCCCCUCCCCCCCUCUCGGAUUUUGGACGCAAGAGACCGAAGAAUGUACGCAGAGAAAUGUAAAAGAAUAAAAAACAAUCGUCCGCGUGAGGAAGAAACCAAAACCAGGAACACGAGGAACGGAGAGAUGGACGGAGGAGAGGAACGGAGAGAUGGAAAGUCGUUCACGUCUUCUUCUCUUCUUUUUUUUUUACUGGACUUACAACCACUGAGGACGUUACGCAACAUCAGAGCUGUGGAUUUGUUUGUUGUUGUCUUUUGAGAGCAGGAUGCAGGAAUGAGACUGUGAAGCAACACGAGAGGAGGGAGAGAGAGAGAGAGAGAAAGAGGAGGAACUCAAAUAAAAAGGGGGCGUGGCCUCCCGUCCUGAUCUCUC